GUCAUAACCAACAAAUGCUACUUUACGGAUGUAGAUUAAAAAUGUUCUAUUGUUUUUAAUAUUUUUUAAUUGUCAAUUGCGAUAAUGGCGGAUCGGAAGUUCAAAACUAAAAUGAAAAUAAUAUUAGUACUGUCGACUAUAAAUUGUGUUUUACCCUACCGUCGGCCAUCUUGUCACGCUUGCUUCGACGGAAUCUGCCACACCCGCUCCAAUGUCUUCACUGCACACAAGUUCUCCGGACAACUGGCGGUUGAUACAACCGCAAAUAUACUUUAUUUUCAUUACCAGACAAACCACUCUAUAGACCAUACUGGAGCAUUCGAUUUAAAUAAUAUAAAAUUUAAAGUUAUCCCGAAAAUUGCAUUUACUUUUGGUCAUGCUGUCGACCAAAAAACAAGGGAAUUUUACAUGUCUGGUACAGUUGGGAUUUAUAAUUACAACCCAAAAUCUAAAAAGAUCAAAUCACUCGGACUAACAGACAAAACAAUAUGGCAUUUACAAUUUAAAAACAAACUUUAUUACUCUCUAUUUAAAUCGAAAGGUAUUUAUAUUUACGAUAAAAACAGAUCGAUAAGUAUCCCACAACUAUCGAAUUAUCAUAUCGAUGAUUUCGUAAUCGAUAAAAAGAACGAUUUAUAUUUUAUGAGCGAAUCGAUUAUUUAUCGAUUAAAGAACGGCACUAAGAACGCCGAGUUUUUCAUAGAUGAGAUAUUUUCUCUAGCCAUAGACAAAAAAGGUGAAGUGCAUUUCAUUCAGCCAGCGAGUCGUGGGAUUUACAAAUUGGAUUAUAGCAAAGAUAGUUUAGUAGAAAUUGGUGCUUUUGGUAAUGGCACGCCUUUUCGUGUUGUAUUUGAUGCUGAUGAUAACGUAAUAUAUCAUGAUAUUGAUGAUGAAAAGAUAUACUAUCUGACCCCAAAUUAUAGUCUAUGUACGGUUUCUACGAAAGGUAGAGGAAGAAAUACAAAAAAGUUCGUAGCAAUGUCCAAUAAAAGUACAAUGCAGUAAGUAAGAGGUAGUAGUUUUUUUAUUAAUAUAAGGUGGCAAACGAGUAAGCGGCUACCUGAUCCACCUAAAUAGAA
Molecule: messenger RNA, 1079 nt
Organism: Papilio polytes (common Mormon)
Lineage: Eukaryota; Metazoa; Arthropoda; Insecta; Lepidoptera; Papilionidae
Exons: 2
Coding region: 85-1005 (306 amino acids)
Molecular function (GO): protein binding
Source: RefSeq, a predicted model, not a curated record